CGCUUCAAGCUUUCAUAACCCUUAAAACGUUAUAUCAACGGACUGAAAGACAAAUUUAGAAAUCACAAUCUCUGGCAGCCGACUGAAAUCGACACUUCUGUUAUUUAACGCAAAAUUCACUCUUUUUAGUUCCAUAUUUUACCGCCCCAUUAUGCCAAUCUGUUUCAACUACUGUUUCUUUCAAGCCUCUCACAUCUGCUAAAUUGAGCCCUUUUUAAGAAUUUUUUUGGGUUUUUCGCUUUCAGUUUAGUCACAUAUUCGUCGAAAACCUUCAGUGCCCAGGAAUCUCAGCGAAUCUUGUUUUUUUGAAGAGUUUUUGGGCGCGCAGUUGAUAUUUUACAAUGUCUUUGAGACCCAAUUCUCGGGCAGAGCUGAGGAAGAAAUCUUACAAGGCGGGUGUCGACGCAGAUGAAGCUCGGCGAAAGAGAGAAGACAAUCUCAUUGAGAUCAGGAAAAGUAAGAAGGAAGAUAAUCUCCUUAAGAAGAGAAGAGAAGGAAUGCAAUUGACUCAGGCUUUGCCGCAGUCUGAUCUCGUGAAAAAGUUGGAGAGUCUCCCUGUAUUUGUGGCAGGAGUAAUGUCAAAUGAUCCUCAUUUGCAAUUGGAAGCAACCACUCAAUUUAGGAAGAUUCUUUCAAUUGAACGGUGUCCCCCUAUUGAGGAAGUUGUUAAUGCUGGAGUUGUCCCUCGGUUGGUAGAGUUCCUCACAAGAGUUGACUUCCCUCAACUCCAGUUUGAGGCAGCGUGGUCUUUGACAAACAUUGCAUCAGGAACCUCGGAACACACACGAGUUGUGAUUGAUCAUGGUGCAGUGCCACACUUUGUGCAGCUUCUUAGCUCCCCAAGUGAUGAUGUUCGAGAGCAGGCUGUUUGGGCAUUGGGAAAUAUAGCUGGUGAUAAUUUCAAGUUUAGAGAUCUAGUUCUCGGUCAUGGUGCUCUUAUGCCACUCCUGGCCCAAUUGAAUGAGAAAACCAAUCUAUCGAUGCUGAGAAAUGCCACUUGGACACUAUCCAAUUUUUGUCGUGGCAAGCCACAGGCACCUUUUGAACAGACCAAGCCAGCACUUCCAGCUCUUGAACGCCUUAUUCAUUCGGAUGAUGAGGAAGUCUUGACGGAUGCAUGUUGGGCUCUUUCAUACCUAUCAGAUGGAACAAAUGACAAAAUACAAGCUGUGAUAGAGGCUGGUGUUUGUCGUAGACUUGUCGAGCUUCUGCUGCACACCAAUCCUAUGGUUCUCAUUCCAGCUCUUCGCACAGUGGGCAACAUUGUUACUGGAGAUGAUGUACAGACACAGUUCAUGAUUGAAAAUCAUGUGCUUGCAUGCCUUUUACAUCUCCUGACAAACCAUCAAAAGAAAAGUAUCAGGAAGGAAGCAUGCUGGACAGUUUCAAACAUCACAGCAGGCAAUAAAGAACAAAUACAGACUGUCAUUGAUGCAAACAUUAUUUCUCCUCUUGUGAAUUUGCUCCAAACUGCUGAAUUUGACAUCAUGAAAGAGGCGGCAUGGGCAAUCUCCAAUGCCACUUCGGGCGGUUCACACGAACAAAUCAAGUAUUUGGUGAGUCAGGGAUGUAUUAAGCCAUUAUGUGACCUGUUAGACUGCAAAGACCCAAAAAUAGUUUCAGUUUGUCUUGAGGGGCUUGAGAACAUCCUGAAAGUAGGAGAGGCAGAAAAGGAUCUAGGAAACACUAGUAUAAAUAGUUUUGCUCAGCUCAUUGAUGAUGCUGAAGGACUUGAAAAGAUUGAAAACUUGCAGAAUCACGAUAAUGAGGACAUCUAUGAGAAAGCUGUGAAGAUCCUUGAAACCUAUUGGCAAGAAGAUGAUGAGGAUGAGCAAAACAUAGCUCCUCCUGGUACUGAUGGCCAGCCGGCUUUUAGUUUUGGUACAAAUAGAGCACAAGUUCCUCCAGGUGGUUUCGCUUUUGGUUGAGGAGGUGGAAUUUCUUUUUGCUGGAUCAUACAAUGGGUGUUCAAAGAUUUGAACAAUGAUUUUGCCAUUUCAAAGAAAUGGGCUCAAUAUAUAGGUGUUCAUUAUUUUUAGGAUAUAUAGAAGAGUUUCAAAAUUUACUUACUGGCUCCCUCUGUCUUAUGUUAAAAUGAAUGUAAUCAUAAGCGAGACCAUAUGACCGGCUUUCAAAGCUGCUCAAUAUAGGUGUUCUUUUUUUAGGAUAUAUUGAAGUUUAUCUCAAUAGUUGGAGUUUUUGUCCGUCAUUUCUACAAUUCAAAGUGAACUAUUAGAAAACCUCAAUUUUUAUGAAUUUAAUGGGUAAAUUGUAUUCAAUUUGGCAGUAAGGUUUCGAAACUGUACUUACUGGCUGUCUUUGUCUUAUGUUAAAAUUCAAUGUGAUCAUAAGUGAGACCA
This is a messenger RNA of Cryptomeria japonica (Japanese cedar), 2360 nucleotides long. RefSeq names its product importin subunit alpha-1. Gene Ontology annotation, molecular function: protein binding; nuclear import signal receptor activity. Gene Ontology annotation, biological process: NLS-bearing protein import into nucleus. Lineage: Eukaryota; Viridiplantae; Streptophyta; Pinopsida; Cupressales; Cupressaceae. The transcript has 11 exons. The coding region runs from base 342 to 1928 and encodes 528 amino acids. The record is from RefSeq and is a predicted model, not a curated record. Gene Ontology annotation, cellular component: nucleus; cytoplasm.